UCCCUCCCUCUCUCUCAAAAACCCAAAAAAGAAAAAAAGAAAAGAAAAAGAAACUAGAAAUGGGUCUUGUUACUUGCUCCUGUUUUGGUUAAUCAAUAAUCUGCUUUUGCUGUUUUAUCUAUCAUUUCCUAUUCUUCUCUCUAUUCAGACCAACGAAGGGGAAGGAAGAGAAGGAAUCUCUCUCUCUCUCUCUCUCUCUGAUUUCUUUCUUUCUUUAUUUAUUAAUUUUAUUAUUAUUAUUUUCAGUGCUAAAGGAUGAGAUUCGAACUGGGUUUUGUUUUUGCUUGAAGACAACAGAAACCCACCUCAGAAAAGAAAAAGAAGAUUUUUUGGAGGACCAUGUGUUUGAGUGUUUUCAGCAAAAAAACUGUAUUUUUUGCAGUAGUGUUUUGCCUCCCAAGUUGAAAAAAAAACAGUGGAAAACUGCAAAUGCUAGUGAUUUUUCAAGCUCUCUUUCCAUAAAGAUCAAAUCUUUCUUGUUGGGUCUGGCUUUCUGUGCAAGAUUAACAGAAACCCACCUGAAUUUUUAUUUUUUUUUAAAAAAACAAAAGCAAAAAAGAAAAAAAAAAAAACAGAUUUUUCUGCCGAAACUUGUUUCUAUGAGUUGCCUUUUGGUCCCUGAACUACAAAACCAGGGUGGUAUUGCACAAAACCAGUCAGGAAUACCACAUCAAGAGGCCUGCUACUGGUAGUUUAUAAUUUCAAGCUAUUAUCUUUUAGCUCUUUUACCAAGGGUUGGAGAUUUACCUGCUUUCUAGAACAAAAGCAGAUUUAUUUAUUUAUUUAUUUUUAAAGUAUCUGGGUUCUGAUUAUUGGGCUGGAAAAACCCAGAAUCUGAAAUCCAGGUGGUUUGGAUUUUGAAUUUUGGAAAGGGAGUGUUAUGUGUUGGGCAUGGCUACUGGGCUCCAAAACCAGGAGGAAGUGCCAGAAAACCAGCUGAAGAAGAAGCUUGCUGCUGCUGUUAGAAGUGUUCAAUGGAGCUAUGCAAUCUUUUGGUCCAUUUCUACCAGACAUCAAGGGGCGUUGGAAUGGGGUGACGGGUAUUACAACGGCGACAUCAAGACACGAAAAACGGUGCAACACAUGGAGCUCAAUGCCGAUGAGAUGGGAUUGCAGCGUAGUGAGCAACUGAGCGAGUUAUACGAAUCCCUUUCGGCGGGGGACAACAACCAACAGGCUAAGAGGCCGUCUGCCGCCUUAUCUCCUGAAGACCUCACAGAUGCCGAGUGGUACUACUUGGUUUGCAUGUCCUUCAUAUUCAAUCCUGGCCAAGGGUUGCCGGGAAGGGCAUUGGCAAAUGGGCACCAUAUCUGGCUACAUAACGCUCCGUAUGCCGAUAGCAAGGUUUUCACACGCUCGCUUCUAGCAAAGAGCGCAUCUAUUCAGACUGUGGUGUGCUUUCCCCUAAUGGGCGGUGUGCUGGAGUUGGGCACGACCGAGCUGAUCUCAGAAGACCCUUCUCUCCUUCAAACUGCAAAAACCGCCUUUCUGGAGUUCCCUAACCCCGUCUGCUCUGAGCAAUCUGCUUGUAGCCCCCAGAAAGCAGACAAUGACGAAGAUCUCACAGGCGCCGAGCUUGAUCAAGAGACGGCCAAUAAUGCUCUUGGGGCUGAAUGCGAGAUGCUCUCGGAGGGCGGUGGGGGGGGCCACGCGUUUCCGCUAUCCUGCCCAUCCUACCCGUCGAAAGAAGAAAGAGAGAAGGACCCGGAAAAGAUCGAAGAGCCAAAGACAGGUUCUUGCAAUGACAGCUCAAACGGGUGUUGCCCACAUCAGCACACGGAUGACUCUUUCAUGCCCGACGGGCUGAAUGGCACCGCCUCCCAAGUCCAAAGCUGGCAGUUCGUGGACGACGAUUUCAGCAACGGCCUGCAUGGGUCUGUGAAUUCGAGCGACUGUAUAUCUCGCUGCCACGUCGUGAAUCCGGAGAAGGCCGUUGCCACUCCCAAGGGGGGGAAUGUAAAUAACCUCCUGCAUGAUCUACAAGAGUGCAAUCACACAAAGCUCGGGUUGUUGAACCUCGAAAGGGACAACUCGCACUACUCGAGGACCCUUUGUGCUAUCUUCGGGAACGCUAACCGGCUGGGCAUGAAGCCUUACUUCCACAAUGGUUCUUGUGAGUCCAGCUUCGCGGCUUGGAGGAAAGACUCGGACGCUCAGAAGCCGUCGUUGAUUGGUGGGUCCCAGAAAAUGUUGAAGAAGAUCUUGUUUGACGUCACAUGGAUGCAUGGCGGUUGCUUGCCAAAGAUCCAUGAAGAGCUUGGCUGCAAGCUAUGGAAAAUCGAAGCAGGCAAUAUCAGUGUGAAUCACGUUCUGUCAGAGAGGAGGCGGAGAGAGAAGUUGAAUGAGAAGUUCCUGGUUCUCAGAUCAUUGAUUCCAUCAAUCAGCAAGGUUGACAAAGCAUCCAUCCUAGGCGACACAAUUGAAUACCUCAAAGAACUUGAAAGAAGGGUGGAAGAGUUGGAAGGCUGCAAGGAGUUUACAGAAUCCGGAGCGAGAGAGAGAAGGAAACAUCCGGACAUUGUCGAGAGAACGUCCGACAACUAUGGCAACAAUGAGAUAGUCGCCAACGGGCAGAAGCUGUCCAUAAAUAAGAGGAAGGCAUGUGACAUCGACAAAGCGGCGGAUGUCGAGCUCAAUUGGGUCUUGUCCAAGGAUUGCUUGGCGGACAUGACCGUCACAAUCAUUGAAAAGGAGGUCGUGAUUGAGAUGCGAUGUCCGUGGAGGGAAUGCCUGCUGAUCGAGAUUGUGGACGCGAUAAGUGGGCUCCACUUGGAUGCGCACUCCGUGCAAUCAUCCACCAUUGAUGGGGUUCUCACCCUUGCAUUAAAAUCAAAGUUUAGGGGAGGAGCGGUAGCAUCGGCGGGGAUGAUCAAACAAACACUUCAGAGAGUUGUCAGCAAGUGUUGAUGACCGUUGCUUUGGUGGGCCACUCUCACUAAUUAGCUGAUAGUUGUAAGUUUGCUCAAGUUGCUGAGAAUUUCCUUCUUCCUGGCAUACAUUACUCUGCAUAAACACAUCUUCAUGUCCUUUUUUGUUCCUCCCCAAUGCCAAUGUUCUGUAAUUUCUUCA
Molecule: messenger RNA, 3069 nt
Organism: Magnolia sinica
Lineage: Eukaryota; Viridiplantae; Streptophyta; Magnoliopsida; Magnoliales; Magnoliaceae
Product: transcription factor EGL1-like
Exons: 8
Coding region: 892-2907 (671 amino acids)
Molecular function (GO): protein dimerization activity
Source: RefSeq, a predicted model, not a curated record